UCUCAUUUCCUGGUAAAUCAUGCGUCCAGUAAUCAAAUGUAUCUUUCUCAAUUGACAGUGCUUCAAUCAUUAACGUUUCUUUAUUGUUACGGAUGUUUCUUUUUUUUGUUGAAGUAUACAAUUAAAUAAUAUUAUUGACGUUACAUAAUAAAUGACAGUUACUAAAAUUUAUUAAACACAUCUACGAAAUGUAACAACAUAUCGGCACAGUUAAGAAUUUGUAACUAUUUUACAAAAAGAAAAUCUGGUAUUGUUGUUCUCACUCAUAUAUGUGUGGAUAGAAUUUAGAAAUGGCAACUGGAAGUAGCAGUUUUAUAAGUAAACCAGCCAGAGGUUGGUUACACCCUGAUCAUUUAGUCAGUAAAGAAGGAAUUACUUACACAGUGAAGUACAUAGGAUGUCUUGAAGUGUACACGUCCAUGAAAAGCUUAGACUUCGAAACAAGAUCUUGUGUUGCCAAAGAAUGUAUAAAUAGAGUUUGUGAAGCAGCAGGAUUAAAAUCUGCAGAUAAGAAAAGAAGGGUGGAUAAGAAAGUGCUUAAGGCAAUAGCAGACAAGCCUCGCAUGGAGCAUACAGGUGCUACUAUAAAUUUAACUAUUAGCAGUUGCAGUUUAGCCUUAACCAAUAUAGAAACUGGACAUACCAUUGCCAAGCAUGAAAUGCCGCGAAUAUCUUUUGCCUCUGGUGGAGAUACGGAAAUAUUGGACUUUGUUGCAUACGUUGCAAAGAAUAUGCAAGAGUGGCGUGCUUGUUACGUAUUAGAAUGUGGAGGUGGAUUAGCACAAGAUGUUAUAUCCACUAUUGGGCAAGCCUUUGAAUUACGAUUUAAAGAAUUUCUUACAAAACCAGCUUCAUUACACCCUAUGUUGAAUGGUAUGCGGGAAGCAGACAGAGAUUAUUAUAAUGAUCUUCCAGGCAAGGUACCACCCGAUAUAGGACCUCCACCAGUACCACCUUUACCAACUGCAGCAUCAACGUUACCCAAUUUAAAACAUCAUUCUGGACAAAAUCAUGUAACACGAAGCAAUGCACAAAAUUCUGUUCUGCAUGACUCAUUUUCUUCCAAUUCUGACAGACAUCAGCAGUGGGCAGAGACUGGUAAUUUAAUUGAUUUAAAUUCUGAUGGUACCACUGCAAAUUUCAAUAUGCCUCCAGAACAUAAUUACGUAAAUGACAGUGUAAUAGCAGCAAACAGAGAAAGCCAUCGUGAUCAAACAUCACUUUUCGAUGUAUUUGAUAUGCAACCAUUUAGUUCUGCAAUCUCAGAUAUGAAUAGAUUAAGUCCACAUUCUCAAAAGCAACAACUAAAGCAAGAAAUAUGGUUUCACGGCAGCGUUAGUCGCGCUGAAGCAGAGUCUAUGCUUACACGAGAUGGCGAUUUUCUGGUUCGUGAAUCUCAAGGUUCACCGGGCCAAUAUGUUCUGACCGGUAUGAAUAAUGGAACACCAAAACAUUUAUUGUUAAUUGAUCCAGAAGGUGUUGUUCGCACAAAAGAUCGGGUUUUUGAUAGUGUAAGUCAUUUAGUUAAUCAUCACUGUGACAAUGUAUUACCAAUUAUAUCAGCGGACAGCGUUUUAGUACUUCGUCAUCCAAUUCCUAGACGUACAAAUAAUUAAUUUGUACAGAAUUAUACUAGUGUCCAAAAGAAUAGGUACUAUUCAUAUUUGAUAUCUCAUGAUUGCAUUAACACUUAAUAUAAAAGAAUAUCGUUGCCUCGUACGAUGCUUUCAGUAAUAAUUAAAAAAGAUCCGUCAAUCGAUAUAAAGAACAGAUAUACUGAAGAUUUUAGGCUAUCAGUAUUUUUACUUUCAAAUUGUAACUAUGCUAAAGUGUAGUUUAUCAAGUUUUCCUCUAUAUUCUUACUAUAAAAUGAAGAGAUGUUAAUAUCUUACAAAUAAAAAGAUUUAAUAAAUGUCACCUUACUAUUAAUAAUAAUGAUGUCAAAAUGCACAAAAGGAGAUUAUAUUCAUAAUUUUUUAAAUUAUUACUGUUUAUGAAAAUUGGCACAUUGGAUGCAGAAAAUAUCUAAAUGUAUCAAUUGUUUUGAUAAAGAAUUAUAUCUGCAAGUGAUAUAAUUAAAAAGAAGAUAGCUUUCAUAUUAUUUUCCAUGCUUUAUUUAUUAAUUUUGAUGUUAUACAAAUUUCAAUAAUUUUUCUGUAAAUCUAUUCUAUUGUAAUAUGAAAAUAUUUUAUAAAUAUAAACACUUUUAGUAUCAUCGAAGUAUUUAAAAGUAAGAAUUUUUCGUGAAACUUAAAUUAGAUAAAUUUUUUUAAAUUUGGCAAAAUAAAUUAUUUAAUAUAAUUCAAUACUAUACCAAAUAUUAUAUUGUUUGAUUAAUUAUAUACAAUAUACGAUUAUGCCAUUCAUUUUCAUGUACAUACAAAUCUGAAGAUAGAUUUUUAUAUGUACUAUUAAUACAUCUCAAAAUGUGCCACAAUCUCAAAUGAUAAUUCACUUCACCGAGUAAAAUAGAACAAUAUCUUUAAAUUUGUAUGUAAUUUGUAUCAUAUAGAUCAUGAAUUUCAUAAGGAACACUUUUGUGACUUUAUUAAUUUCAUGUUAUAGGUCUUAUUCUACAAUCAUUCGAAUUAAUAUGCAAAGAUAUAUAUUUUUACGAAUUUUGUAUGUUUCUUGUUAUAUAUUAUUUUCAUUUGACAUUUGUAAAACAUUUACCACUUGUAAUUUUAAUCUUUAAUAGAUUGAACAUGUUUCAUA
Nomia melanderi (Alkali bee) is the source of this 2715-nucleotide messenger RNA. It is a transcript of the gene Shc, whose product is annotated as SHC-adaptor protein. Gene Ontology annotation, biological process: cell surface receptor protein tyrosine kinase signaling pathway; intracellular signal transduction. Gene Ontology annotation, molecular function: receptor tyrosine kinase binding. The record is from RefSeq and is a predicted model, not a curated record. Lineage: Eukaryota; Metazoa; Arthropoda; Insecta; Hymenoptera; Halictidae. Gene Ontology annotation, cellular component: plasma membrane.